AACUUUCAUUCGCAACCAAAAAGAGGAAAGAACGACGGCUGAAAAUGUCAAAGGAGGGGUAACGUUGUUCGCUCUGUUUUUGUGGAGCGCCAGUCAUCUCUUCAUUCUCUUUCCUUCCUCAACAUUUCUGAAUUUUCUCGUUAUCUCUUAACUUCUCCCGGAAUCUCUCUUUCUCUCUCCUCAUUGCGUUGAAUUUUUUGUCGGAAAUUUCCAUUUUCCUCAAAUUUGAUUUCGCUCUAGCUUUUUCUUCGUAAUUAUUGCACCAUUAAUCACCUACAUUUCUAACGCAUUUCCAAUUUUUGCGGAACUUUCAGGGUUUGCAAUCUCCAGGUUAUACAAUCUGAAUUACCUCGCAAAACUAUGAUUGAAAAUUAGAACCCCUUUAGAAUGUUUGGGUUUAAGAAAAAGGGUGCAGGAUCUACUGCAGCUAGUCCUGCACACCCUGAUGCUGAAUCAGGCCUUCGGUCGAGGCGAACAUCGUCCGAACCUAUAUCGAUCGCCCAAGCCCUAGAUGGAGACCUAGAGAACAAGUCAGUGCAGGAGCUUGAGAGCUAUGCGGUUAAUAAGUCUGAAGAGACAACUAAGUCUGUUAACAAUUGUCUUAAGAUUGCUGAGGAUAUUAGGGAGGAUGCUACAAGGACCCUUGAAACCUUGCAUCAGCAAGGCGAGCAAAUUCAUAGGACUCACGAGAUGGCGGUCGGUAUUGACCAGGAUUUGAGCAAGGGAGAAAAGCUGCUAAACAGUCUUGGUGGAAUGUUCUCCAAGACAUGGAAGCCAAAGAAGACUCGCAGCAUAACAGGGCCGCUUUCUACACCAGAUGCACCAUCCAAAAGUGCAACAAAAGAGCAGAAAGAGAAGUUAAAGGGUGCUCCUGUACCAAAUGGAAAGCCAAGUAGUAAAACACCGCCUUCUGAACAAUCAGCAACCAUGCAGAAAGUUGAGUUGGAAAAGGAAAAACAAGAUGAUGCUCUUUCAGAUUUAAGUAAUAUUCUGGGUGAUCUCAAGGGUAUGGCAGUGGAUAUGGGGUCUGAACUCAAUAGGCAAAACAAAGCUCUUGAUCAUCUUGACACAGACAUGGAUGAGUUAAACUCCAGGGUGAAAGGGGCUAACCAGCGUGCUCGCCAUCUACUUAAGUGAAUAGAUCAGUUACCUAAGGUUCUUGUUGGUUUGUAAUUGGUCUAUAUAAUUUCAUUUGUAUUUGUUCCACAAUUGUUAGAUGUUGUAAUUCCAUCCAUUCUUUUACUUGUAUGGUGGUUGGUUUUACAAUCGUAUCAUACCUUCCAUCUGUAUACAUGACACAACUACACAAGCAAUAAAUAACUAAGGCUGUUUAUUUUA
Messenger RNA from Spinacia oleracea (spinach), 1338 nucleotides. Its product is annotated as putative SNAP25 homologous protein SNAP30. Gene Ontology annotation, molecular function: SNAP receptor activity. Gene Ontology annotation, cellular component: plasma membrane; SNARE complex. NCBI's taxonomy places the organism in Eukaryota, Viridiplantae, Streptophyta, Magnoliopsida, Caryophyllales, Amaranthaceae. The record is from RefSeq and is a predicted model, not a curated record. The transcript is spliced from 6 exons. Bases 388 to 1137 code for a protein of 249 amino acids.